AUGGAAAAUUUGAAUAAUGUCACAGAAUUCAUUCUCUUAGGGCUGUCUCAGAAAAUGGAAAUAGAAGUCCUCUGCUUUUUACUCUUCGUAGUGUGCUACCUGGCCAUUUUGGUUGGAAACUUGCUCGUCAUGGUCUCCAUCACCUGCAGCCAGCUAAUUCACCAGCCUAUGUAUUUCUUCCUGAGUUACCUGUCCCUCUCAGACCUUUGCUACACAUCCACGGUGACUCCCAAGUUAAUCAUUGACCUCCUGGCAGAAAAGAAGACAAUUUCCUAUAACGGCUGCAUGACACAACUCUUCACCAUGCACUUCUUUGGGGGCAUUGAAGUCUUCAUCCUCACGGGGAUGGCCUAUGACCGCUACGUGGCCAUCUGCAAGCCCUUGCACUACACGGUCAUCAUGAGCAGGCCCAGGUGUGAGGCCAUGCUUGCUGCGUCCUGUGUUGGUGGCUUCCUGCAUUCCUUUGGUCAGUUUCUCCUGGCCGUCUUUCUACCCUACUGUGGCCCCAAUGAAAUCGAUCACUACUUCUGCGAUGUCUACCCUUUGCUAAAACUGGCUUGCACGGACACGAGGAAAAUUGGACUCCUGGUCAUUGCUAAUUCUGGCCUCAUGGGCCUGGUCACUUUCGUGGUCCUGUUAAUAUCUUACGCUGUGAUCUUAUACACCGUCAGGUCCUACUCUGCGGAAAAUCGCCGCAAAGCUCUGUCCACCUGCACUUCGCACGUCACCGUGGUCGUCCUCUUUUUCGCUCCGUUACUUUUCAUUUAUAUUAGACCUGCGACGACUCUGCCAGAAGACAAAGUGUUUGCUCUUUUUUACACCAUCAUUGCUCCCAUGCUCAACCCUCUGAUAUAUACACUAAGAAACACGGAGAUGAAAAAUGCUAUAAAGAAGCUAUGGUGCCGGAUCCUAGGAAUAAAGGUAGUCAGUUGA
Molecule: messenger RNA, 933 nt
Organism: Sorex araneus (European shrew)
Lineage: Eukaryota; Metazoa; Chordata; Mammalia; Eulipotyphla; Soricidae
Product: olfactory receptor 4P4-like
Exons: 1
Coding region: 1-933 (310 amino acids)
Biological process (GO): G protein-coupled receptor signaling pathway
Cellular component (GO): membrane
Molecular function (GO): olfactory receptor activity; G protein-coupled receptor activity
Source: RefSeq, a predicted model, not a curated record